Messenger RNA from Gambusia affinis (western mosquitofish), 1885 nucleotides. Its product is annotated as bone morphogenetic protein 10-like. The record is from RefSeq and is a predicted model, not a curated record. Gene Ontology annotation, cellular component: extracellular region. The coding region runs from base 150 to 1538 and encodes 462 amino acids. The transcript is spliced from 2 exons. Gene Ontology annotation, biological process: SMAD protein signal transduction; BMP signaling pathway. Lineage: Eukaryota; Metazoa; Chordata; Actinopteri; Cyprinodontiformes; Poeciliidae. Gene Ontology annotation, molecular function: cytokine activity; growth factor activity.
UGCCCUCACAACCAAACUUCAAGAUAAACCAGUGCAAAGCUGUUUUCAGCAACCUGCUGUCCUUUAAUGAAGGAAAGUCUCCAAGAGAUCCACAUUUUCUCAUCAAAUGCUUGUCUGUCUUUGGAUUUAAGUCUUUCAGCUGCUCAAGAAUGACCACUUUGGUUUUCUCAAACCUUGGGUUCCUAAAUAUUGUGAUUGCGGCGUUAACUGGCUUGAGCCGCAGCAGUCCAAUCAAGUCUGCAGAGACUUACCACAGGACAUCUGUCAGCAUGGAUGUGAUCAACAGUCCUCUCCACAGUGCACAGGACUUUUUGAGCCAGUUUCUAUCAACACUGAACCUCACCAGGCUAAGGUCCCAGCCUUGGACACCUACAGCCCAGAAAGAGCCACUUCCAGAGUAUAUGCUGGAGCUCUACAACCGAUUUGCCAAUGACCGCACUGCAAUGCCGUCUGCCAACAUUGUGCGCAGUUUCAAGAAUGAAGAUUCUUCCCCCCGAAGUAUAAGAGCCAUUGGUGUAUGCAUACAUCCCCUUCUAUUCAAUAUCUCUAUGCCACACUAUGAGCAUGUUACAAUGGCUGAGCUUCGACUCUUCAUGCUUGUGCGGAAGGCCCAAAGACCACAUGCCGGUUUCAGAUGCAAGGUGACAAUCUACAAAAAACAUGAUGGCGUUGUUUGGACAAAAGAGGUGGGGAAAGAAGGGAGAGAGAGGGAUAAAGAGGAGGGGAAGGCGAUGAAGGAUUUGGAGGAACUGGUGACAAAGCAUAUCCAUGCCAAAGAUAAUAGCUGGGUGUCAUUUGACCUCACUCAUGUGGUGACACUUUGGCGGAAGUCAGGGUGCACAACUCAUAGACUGGAGGUUCGCAUUGAAAGCCUGGGGGCAGACGAGGAAGGGACCAUUAGAGAAGCAAUGGAAAGUGGCAAAAGUGUGUCACAGGUAGACAUUGACAGGAACGUGGAGGGCCAACACAAUCCAGUGAUAAUUGUGUUCUCAGAUGACCAGACCAGAGAUCACAAAGAAGACAGACAAGAGCUAAGUCAGAUGAUUAAGCUUGAGAAUGACCUUCCUGAUAACGUGAUAAUAAGCCAGAAAUCUAUUCAUGACCGUGCAAAUCCCAACUCUGACCACCCUGAACAGGAUGAGCUGGACCACCAGUCUGCCUUGGAGGUGCGGUCCAAUCUUAUCUAUGACACGCCUCCUCGAAUCCGCCGCAGCGCCAACACCGAGUCAUGCAGGCGGUCGCCCCUUUUUGUGGAUUUUAAAGACAUCGGCUGGGACUCGUGGAUUAUCCAGCCUUUGGGGUAUGAAGCGUACAAAUGCAAUGGCGUGUGCAGCCCACCCAUGACCUCAGAGGUUUCUCCCACCAAGCAUGCCAUAGUGCAGACUCUUCUGAGCCUCAGGCGCCCCGAAAGAGCAUCUGCUGCCUGCUGUGUUCCCACAAAGCUGGAGCCAAUCUCCCUCCUUUAUCACGACAAUGGAGUGGUUACCUUCAACCACAAGUAUGAGGGGAUGGUGGUGGCAGAAUGUGGCUGCAGAUAACGUCACAGAGAAAGACAGACUUUUAGUUGAAGAUCUAAAUCUAUCAAUCUAUUUUAUCAUGCUCGUGUGCUUGUUUCCAGAUUUCCUACAGUGGACUAAUUGUAAAUUAGGGAUGAAAACUUGAUGGAAAUUCACAGCUGUAUAAAGGCAAAUCCCCGAGUGUUUUGUUAAUUUAGAACAGAAACACUUUGAACUGAUGCAACAAAGAGUUUCUUAUUAGCCUACCGCAGCUCCAUAUACAUUUUUGCCUUUCAUCGUGUUUUGAAAGCACUUUAGUCUAUCGUUAUAUAUUGCAAUUGAUUGCCAUAUUUAUAGAGUAUUAAAAUGCCUUUCAAAAUAUUUCAAAA